CCAAAGGAAGCAGACGCUGCUCGAUAGUGCUCCGUAAAAUUUAAGUGAAAAAGUGCAUUGAAACCACAGGAAACUGUGUGUAAAACAUACAGUGAACUAAAUUAAUACCACCCCAAAUCAUCAAACACCAUCUGCCUACAGCCCAGUGCGGUAAAAAUCGGACCUGAAAAAGUGCAUCCUCACCACCGAAAAACCAUCGCCAUCUUUUAUUUGCUCCCUCGGUGUGGUGCGCAUUAUCGAUUUUUCACCGAUAUUUGGCUGCAGCUGCCACCCAGCAUCCGUUCAGCGCGAUAUCCACACGUAACCCGCCUACAAGAGUGGGGCUUUUGUGUUUCGAGUAUAAUACCGGAAGUUACAACGAAAUCCCACACCGCCCGGGAUUAUCCGUCACACCCUUCGGCCGCAAUCGACGACAUCGAAAAUUACGACCCCGCUACCGUACCACCACACGCGCGCCAUUCAAGCCGUACCGUGCCCUGCGCCCACGACGUUAAUCGCCCACCCACGACGACGUCAAACACGUCGAUGAACUACUGCUACUGCGCUACUACCUCUACUACUACUUCCUACCACACAUAAUCGACGAAAGAGAGAGAGGGAGAAAGAGAAAAAGGGGUUUGUGUGUGUGUGUGAGUUUGCAUCGACGCAAAUCGGCCGUGUGACUUCAGCGCCCGUGUGGUGUGGCUACCUACUACUGGCCUCCCUGCGUACCACGGCGAUCUUCUUCUGCGACAACGGCUUCCGGCAACAUCUAGUUGGCCGGCGAACAAACGACCUGCGUGUUACAGAGAGAGAAAGAUAGAGAGCGUUUUUCGGCAGCGUCGCCUACUACACUAGCAACAGCACUUCGCAUCACGCAUCACGCAUCGAUUGUCAGCGCGCGCAUCAUCCUUCGUGGCGAACCUCGUGCCGUAAGCAAAAUAGCGAACUUAAUUUAGUGGGCCACCUAUAUAACGUAUUGUUUUGUGUGUGUGUGUGUGAGCGUGUGGGGAGACACAACUAGGGGAGUGUAGGGGUGGGGAUUUGUCUAAACAACAAAACCAACCACUGUUUGAUUUGAUUUGAACAGCCCCGCGUCGUCGUCACAGCGCCAGCAAGCGACAAACCUUUCCGCGACACACAACACAUCGGCAAAAAAACAGAAUGAGCGAUCAGAAGGGCACACGCGUCUACGUCGGCAACCUGACCGACAAAGUGAAGAAGGAGGAUCUCGAGGGCGAAUUCACCAAGUACGGUAAAUUGAACUCUGUCUGGGUAGCUUUCAAUCCACCAGGUUUCGCGUUCAUUGAGUUCGAAAACAAGGAAGAGGCGGAAACGGCCUGCGACAAUCUGAACGGCCAGGACAUCCUCGGCUCGAAGCUGCGCGUCGAAAUUUCCAAAGGCCGCCGGAAUCCGCGCGGCGCAUCCCGCGGGUUCCGUGGGCCGCCGGGCCGUAACGGGGGCAGCGGUGGUGGCAGUAUCGGUGGCAGCGGUGGUGGUGGCAGCUUCCGGAAUGGGUCACGCGGCGGUUUCCGGGACGGCGGUGGGUCGAGCUAUCGAAGCGGCAGCAGCGGCGGUGGCGGUGGUGGCAGCUUCCGCGGUGGAAGCCGCAGUUCCGGCCGGUUUGAUGGUGGCUACGGUAGCAGCGGUGGCGGUGGUGGUGGUGGCCGCUCGAGCGGUGGCUACAGCCGGGAUGGUGGCCGCGACGGUGGCUACGGUAGCAGUGGCGGAAGCUUCGGUGGCGGUGGUGGUUAUGGCGGUGGGCGCAGCAGUGGUGGCGGCGGCGGCGGUGGUGGUGGACGCUUCCGUUCACGGUCUCCGGUUGGUGGUCGUGGUCGGUAUUAAAGAUCCGAGCGGCACCGUACGCGUUGAUGGACCGCGGGGCAAGCGCACAGAGAUUCCCCCAACACACCCCCAUACUGCUGGCGUGCAUUCCCAUCGCUCAAAGAGAGUUGGUUAAUAAUUUGUGUUUGAUUCGGUUCAAUUUUCUCGUGGAAAACUCUUGAACGGAGAAGAGUCGAACGUGAUGAAUACAACAAAUGGCCAAUGAUGGAACUAAAGAACAAUUUCAACUAGCAUUUAAGCCAUCGAUUAAAGAAAACAAACAAACACAUGUAUAUUGUAUGACCACCCAGACACACACCCCCCCCCCCCCCCCCAAUAGCAAGCCAUCAGCGUUCCCGUGCUUCGGUAUCGUUUAAGUCUUUCGUUUUGCGUAGAAGAAAGGAUCCAUACACGGGUCGGUUUUUGUGGUUGGACAAAGAAUUGCGAGCGGAGAAUUCUAACACAACGCUAUGCACGAAAGAUACUUACAGUACAGUACAUCGUUUAAUUAUGUUCAUCACAACGUUUCUAAGUUCAUUUAACUUAAGUUCCUUUUGUUUUUAAUUAUCAUAUAUUUUACGAACUCGAACUAAAUGUCGUGUGUUCGAAAGCACACCACCAUUACCGCUAACGGUUGACAGUAUAAUAGCCCACUUUACGUCUCGAAAAAUGGAAAUCUGUAUUUAGAACUUAACAAUUCGUUUUUUUUGUUUGAUUUCACCCGGUUAUGUGAAACCGGAAAGCGAAGCUAGUGUUUAAGGACAUUCAUUUGUAAACCAUUUGUCACAAGCGCCACAACAAACAAUAAUAAUCCAGUAAUCCACCCGUCAGACGCAUCCAUCCUUCCAUGAGCGGAAAGUACAAUUUGUAUCAGUUUGUAAACCAUCACUUCUAAUAAGAACUAUAAAUGAAAUUAUUGUACCACUUCACCGAACUUAAAUGAUCCCCGUGUCCCAUUUGUGAUGUCCGGCGACACAAUAUAAUAUUGCGUCGUUGUCGUCGUUUCCUGAAGAAUUCCCGGAAUGUACUUUGACGCACUACUGAUACAAUCCCUUUUCAAGAGCAAUACAACGAGAGGUGAGAAAGAUGCGAUUUGAAUGUAUAAGCUACAGUUUUGUGUACGUGUUUUAAUGUAUAAAGCUAAAGAAGCAAGACCACAAGCUUACAUUUGCUAAGUCAUGCUACUCUAGAACACUUACUCCUCACGCCGUAACAUCAUUAUGGCUCGAAGGUUGCAAAAGUAAAUAAGUAAAGCAAUAGCAAAAUGGGAGACCAAGAGGCCGUGUUUCUAUCAUCAAUUUUUAGGUUAGAAUAUUUAUGUUUUGUGAAUAUAGUUUUGGUCCCAGCUUUGAUGUGCUCUCGAAGAGUCUUUUUUCUGGUUGGAUCUCAGUAAAGCAAGAAAACUCUACGUGUGCAUAUGUGUGGUUAACAUUGGAAAAGUCCUUUCUCCACACACACGUUCGUACAAAACAAAAGAGAUACCUAUGGUGUGUAUGUAGUGCUUAUACCACUUACACUAGUUAUGGACAAAGAUUAUCCUCCCGUACUUUAGGUGCACCACCCAAUUUCUUCCCGAGUAAAAUGAAACACAAAAAAUGAGAA
Messenger RNA from Anopheles moucheti, 3405 nucleotides. It is a transcript of the gene Rsf1, whose product is annotated as RNA-binding protein Rsf1. NCBI's taxonomy places the organism in Eukaryota, Metazoa, Arthropoda, Insecta, Diptera, Culicidae. Gene Ontology annotation, molecular function: RNA binding. The record is from RefSeq and is a predicted model, not a curated record. Bases 1144 to 1824 code for a protein of 226 amino acids. The transcript has 2 exons.